UCGGAACAUUUUACAUAGUCAUAAUACAAAACAUUAACCGUUUUCUAUAUUUUUAUACUUUAUAGUAGACGAGAUUAUUACCUCUGUGGCCAUGGUUUCAACAUAUACUCCCAAAAUAUUUUUUUAGAACCAUGCUGUUGUCAUAAUUAUGUCAUUAGUAUCAAAACAAGUAAUUUUACUAUAAAUAUAGUAUAAUGAGUAACGUACCUGAGGAAUUAGAAAGAUCAGAGGACGAACCUGAAUAUAAAAGUCAGCCUGUACAAUCAAUUCGUGUAUUUCGGGGUGUAGGUCGCUCGGCUCCAAUUGCUUUGCCAGAAUUAGCAGAAAAUAGAAAGUGUACGGAUGUUGGAUUUGGUGUUAUUUUCGGAAUAGCUUUUUUAAGUCUAAUUGCUUUUUCUGCAUAUAUAGCUUCACAAUCCGAUUUUAGAAUACUAUUGAAUGGUCUAGAUGCAUGUGGAAAUGUUUGUGGAGUGAAAAACACCCAAACAUACAAUAAAAAUUGCUCAGCAAGGAACUACAUCAAUAGCCCAAUUCUAGAUGUGAAAGAAGAAGAAUGUAUUACGGCUAAUGAGUGUGAAGCUAGAAACAAAACAAUAUUUGGUAGACGAUGUAUGCCCCCUCACAAAAAAUCUUCAAAGACAAAGAAAAAAUUAUUUUCCGGUCGUGACUAUUAUAAAUCUAUUGAUAAUAUUGUUCCCUACUCUGUAAUAGUCCUGAUUUUAAUGCCCUCUGUGGCUACAGGAUUGUCUUUACUGAUAUACAUCCUGAUUCGGCACCACCCAAAGUUUUCCUUCUAUUUUUUUACUAUCCUUACAAUCAUUAUACUUUUAUUUGCGGCGGGCUACUUUUGGUACUUAGUAUACAUUAAUCAUCGUGAUAAAGCUGAAAUGCGUUGGAAACUUGUAAUAAUUGGCAACGCUGUCUUUUGCACUAUCAGUGGUGUGACGUUGUUUAUUAUAAUUGGAUGUAGAUGCAGCAGAAUUGAUCUUUUAAUUGAAGUUUAUAAUGAAACAUUUGAUGCAAUUUGUAAUUCAAAGCUUAUCUUCUUUGCACCCUUUGCGACCAUGGUGUUAAUGUGUUUGCUUGGGAUUAGCUGGAUAUUUAUGAUAUUUAUGUCUGUUUCCGUUAAAAUUCCACAAGAUGGAGGUCUCCCUGUUGUAAGAAUAGUAUACCUAUGUUUCCUGAUCUUUAUGGGAUAUUGGAUAUUUACGUUUGUUGAAGGAUGUCAGUGUAUAAUGAUCGCUGGAACAAUAGCAAGUUAUUAUUUUACAAGAGACCGAGAUGAUUUCGAAGGUCAAUAUUGUAACAAUGUGGGAAUAGUAAUUCGCUUUCAUCUGGGGACUGUUGCAACUGGAUCACUACUUAUUACUAUGGUUUCAAUGAUGAGACUACUGGUUGAUAUUCUUUCUAAUUGGGACGAAUCUGCAGAUGUGUGGGAAGUGAUAAGGUGUAUAAUACUUUGCAUUCUUGAAACUUUCGAGGAGAUUGUAAAUUAUAUUAGUCAUAAAGCGUAUAUAAUGACAGCCAUUCAUGGUAAAAACUUUUGGUUAUCUGGCAAGCGGGCAAUAAGUUUAAUAUGGUACAACUUUUUGGACACAAUAUCAAUUGAUGCAUUAAACUCUGCUGUUCAGUUUUCAGCUUCUAUUUUAAUUUUGCUUAUCGCGUUACUCCUUGGAUAUGCUGUUCUAUCAACACAACAAAUGGGUUUUAUAAUUGAAAAUCUCUUGGUUGGUGGGUUACUUACAGGCAUUACCUUAUACUUAUUCUUUUCCUUGUUGAGUGUAAGUAACAAUUACGAAUGUGAUUUUCUUUAUAAACAUCAUUUUAAGACCGCAGUUGGAACAAUUUUCUUAUGUUAUUGCGAAGAUGCUAUAAUGAAUGAUGGAAGCAGUCAGCGGCCUUUUUUUAUGAGCGAAGAUCUUGAAGACACAUUGUAUGAAGCCUUGGAAAUUGUGGCCGAAAAAAGAGAAGAAAAAGAAGAAAGGAAAGAGUUGAGAAGAGAAAAUAGACUAGAUGAAGAAGACGACUGAUAC
Molecule: messenger RNA, 2033 nt
Organism: Tribolium madens (black flour beetle)
Lineage: Eukaryota; Metazoa; Arthropoda; Insecta; Coleoptera; Tenebrionidae
Product: choline transporter-like protein 2
Exons: 13
Coding region: 195-2030 (611 amino acids)
Biological process (GO): transmembrane transport
Cellular component (GO): membrane
Molecular function (GO): transmembrane transporter activity
Source: RefSeq, a predicted model, not a curated record